AUGUCCAAGAAAGGGCGAAAUAAGGGCGAGAAGCCCGAGGCACUCAUUGUCGCCCUUCAAGCUGCCAACGAAGACCUCAGGACCAAACUCACAGACAUUCAGAUAGAACUGCAUCAAGAGAAAUCCAAGGUAUCAAAGCUUGAAAGAGAGAAGACUCAAGAAGCCAAGAGGAUCCGUGAGCUGGAGCAGCGCAAACACACGGUCCUGGUGACAGAGCUUAAAGCCAAGCUCCACGAGGAGAAGAUGAAGGAGCUGCAGGCCGUGAGGGAGAACCUCAUCAAGCAGCAUGAGCAGGAAAUGUCAAGGACAGUGAAGGUGCGGGAUGGAGAGAUCCAGAGACUCAAGUCUGCCCUGUGUGCUCUCCGGGAUGGCAGCAGUGACAAAGUAAGGACAGCACUCACCAUUGAGGCCCGGGAGGAGGCCCGGAAACAGUUCGAUGCAGAGCGCCUGAAGCUCUUGCAGGAAAUUACAGACUUGAAAACUGCCAAGAAGCAGGUGGAUGAGGCUCUGAGCAAUAUGAUCCAAGCGGACAAAAUCAAGGCCGGGGAUCUUAGGAGUGAGCACCAGUCCCACCAGGAAGCCAUCUCGAAGAUCAAGUGGGAAUCGGAACGGGAUAUACGGAGGCUGAUGGAUGAAAUCAAAGCCAAGGACAGGAUCAUCUUUUCCCUGGAAAAGGAACUGGAGACACAGACAGGCUAUGUACAGAAACUCCAGCUGCAGAAGGAGGCUUUGGAUGAGCAGCUCUUCCUUGUCAAGGAGGCAGAGUGUAACAUGAGCAGUCCGAAAAGAGAGAUUCCAGGAAGAGCAGGCGAUGGCUCUGAACACUGCAGCAGCCCGGAUUUGCGAAGAAAUCAAAAGAGAAUAGCUGAAUUGAACGCCACUAUACGAAAGUUAGAAGAUAGGAACACCUUGCUUGGAGAUGAGCGAAACGAGUUGUUAAAACGCGUGCGGGAAACAGAAAAACAAUGCAAACCUCUCCUGGAAAGGAACAAGUGCCUGGCCAAGAGAAACGAUGAACUGAUGGUGUCUUUGCAACGCAUGGAAGAGAAACUAAAAGCCGUAACCAAGGAAAAUUCAGAGAUGAGAGAAAAAAUAACAUCUCACCCACCAUUGAAGAAACUGAAGUCUCUGAAUGACCUUGACCAAGCUAAUGAAGAACAAGAGACAGAGUUUCUAAAACUGCAGGUCAUCGAGCAGCAGAACAUCAUUGAUGAGCUCACAAGGGAUCGAGAAAAACUCAUCCGUAGGAGAAAGCACAGAAGAAGCUCGAAGCCAAUCAAGAGGCCUGUUUUAGAUCCAUUCAUUGGCUAUGACGAGGACUCCAUGGAUUCAGAAACAUCAUCCAUGACCUCCUUUAGAACAGACCGGACACCUGCUACACCCGAUGAUGACUUAGAUGAAAGUCUAGCUGCUGAAGAAUCUGAGCUACGAUUUCGACAAUUAACAAAAGAAUACCAAGCCCUCCAGAGAGCAUACGCCCUCUUGCAGGAGCAGACUGGAGGCAUUAUCGAUGCUGAACGAGAAGCUAAGGCCCAAGAACAGCUCCAGGCAGAGGUGCAGAGGUACAGGGCCAAAAUCGAAGAUCUGGAGGCAACGCUGGCUCAGAAAGGGCAGGAUUCACACUGGGUAGAAGAUAAACAACUUUUCAUUAAGAGAAACCAGGAGCUUUUAGAAAAGAUAGAGAAGCAGGAAGCAGAGAAUCACCGGCUACAGCAGGAACUUCAGGAUGCCAGAGACCAGAAUGAGCUGCUAGAGUUUCGCAACCUGGAACUGGAAGAGAGAGAGAGGAGAUCCCCUCCGUUUAACCUACAAAUUCACCCCUUCUCAGAUGGUGUGAGUGCACUGCAGAUCUACUGCAUGAAAGAAGGUGUCAAGGAUGUCAACAUCCCUGAUCUCAUAAAGCAGCUUGAUAUCCUAGGUGACAACGGGAACCUAAGGAAUGAAGAACAGGUGGCCAUAAUUCAGGCCAGCACUGUGCUGUCCCUGGCAGAGAAGUGGAUCCAACAAAUUGAAGGAGCUGAAGCAGCGCUGCACCAGAAAAUGAUGGAACUGGAAAGUGACAUGGAACAAUUCUGCAAAAUCAAAGGCUACCUGGAGGAAGAACUAGACUACAGAAAACAGGCUCUCGACCAGGCGUACAUGAGAAUCCAGGAACUAGAAGCUACUUUGUACAAUGCUCUGCAGCAAGAAACUGUGAUCAAGUUCGGUGAACUGUUAAGUGACAAGCAACAAGAGGAGCUGAGGACGGCUGUAGAAAAAUUACGGCGGCAGAUGCUGAGGAAGAGCCGGGAGUACGACUGUCAGAUCCUCCAGGAGAGGAUGGAGCUCCUACAGCAAGCCCACCAGAGAAUCCGUGACCUAGAGGAUAAAACAGACAUCCAAAAGCGGCAGAUAAAGGACUUAGAAGAAAAGUUUCUCUUUCUAUUCUUGUUCUUCUCUCUUGCCUUCAUUCUAUGGCCUUGA
Molecule: messenger RNA, 2463 nt
Organism: Apodemus sylvaticus (European woodmouse)
Lineage: Eukaryota; Metazoa; Chordata; Mammalia; Rodentia; Muridae
Gene: Jakmip2
Product: janus kinase and microtubule interacting protein 2
Exons: 20
Coding region: 1-2463 (820 amino acids)
Molecular function (GO): kinase binding; microtubule binding
Source: RefSeq, a predicted model, not a curated record